ACCUUAUUUUGUCUGUUUUAUCCAAUUCAAUUUUCCAAACCCUUUUGCGGAGAAAAAAAUAAAAUAAAAUCUAACUUGGGGGAACCCCACAAGAAACUCCAGCAUUCAAAGCACUUCAACAAAGAAACCAACCUCAUUGCACCAAAAUCAAACACCCGCAUUUCCCCUCAAUUUUUCUUCUUGAGCUUCCCAAUUCGUUUUCUCAAUCUUGCUGUUGCUGCAAGAAUUCAUAAUCACUCUAAAGAAACCGAGAAUUUCAUAUAAUCUUUCUUGGGUCGAUAAUUUAUUGGAAAGAAAGCGUUUUUUUUUUUUAUUAUUAAAAGUAGGGUAAGACUCAAGAAACUUUGAGGCCUGUUUUUUGGGCCUACCAAAAUUCAGAAUGAAUGUAGUAGGAAAAUUUGGAAACUUGAUAACAAAGGGUGUAUAUUCAGUUGCUACCCCUUUUCAUCCCUUUGGUGGUGCUGUUGAUGUCAUUGUUGUUCAGCAACAAGAUGGGACUUUUCGGAGCACGCCGUGGUAUGUUCGGUUCGGUAAAUUUCAGGGUGUUCUUAAAGGUGCCGAAAAGAUUGUUAAGAUAAAUGUUAAUGGGGUUGAAGCGAACUUUCAUAUGUAUCUUGAUAAUUCGGGGGAGGCUUAUUUUGUAAAAGAGGUGGAUGAGGAUGAUAAAGAAAGUGAGUCAAAUGUGGCUGCUGAAGCUGCUACUAACUUUGAAUCUUUAACAGAAGGCAGUGGUGUGAAAAUUGAUUACGAAAAUCUGAGUGUGGAUGAUAUUACUGGUCAUAGACUUGAGCAUACCGUAUCUGAUCCGGGGGUUCUUCAGUUGAAAGGUGAAGAUUGUUCCUCGGUUUUGCCAAAACUUCAGAAGGCGGAAUCUGAUAUUGGUAGGAGAUUUUACGAUUUUCAAGAUGAUCAGCCCACAAUUGAAGGUUCAGCUGAUUUGUUGGAAUACGGGAGUAGUCAAUAUGACAAUCUUGAUGGAGAGAAUUUUGUGGACUUGCAGGGUUCACUUCCGGAGGUGGUCUUGGUCAGUGUUGAUGGUCAUAUAUUGACAGCUCCUAUCUCAGAAUCAGAGCAGACUGAGGAGAAUUUGCAGUUAAAAAUUCCUCAGUUUCAUUUGGGACCAGGUGAAGGGACUGAAUUCUAUGAAGGAAAUGAGGAGUUUAGUACUGGCGAAGAUGCGUGCUCUACUGAUUAUGUUAGUCAGUUGGAUGCUUCAACAGCUGAUGAUAAAUAUAAAAAAAAAUAG
Cicer arietinum (chickpea) is the source of this 1246-nucleotide messenger RNA. Its product is annotated as phosphatidate phosphatase PAH1-like. NCBI's taxonomy places the organism in Eukaryota, Viridiplantae, Streptophyta, Magnoliopsida, Fabales, Fabaceae. Gene Ontology annotation, molecular function: phosphatidate phosphatase activity. Gene Ontology annotation, biological process: lipid metabolic process. The record is from RefSeq and is a predicted model, not a curated record.